Molecule: messenger RNA, 3981 nt
Organism: Trichobilharzia regenti
Lineage: Eukaryota; Metazoa; Platyhelminthes; Trematoda; Strigeidida; Schistosomatidae
Source: the annotation of a GenBank genome assembly
AUGCCCAGUGUUACUAAUGAUUACCAACUAGGCAGUAUUUUUUGGGCAAAAGUUGGUUCACACCCUUGGUGGCCAUGCAUGAUUUACUACGCUCCUAAUGGAGAUGAUUAUGUUAAAGAGAAAGGUCGGUCAGUCACAUAUCAUGUUCAGUUCCUUGGGCCCUUGGUGGAAAGAGCAUGGGUAUCUGCAGUCAAUCUUAUUCCAUUUGAGGGUAAGAAAGCUUUUGAUGAAUAUGUUGAAGAAAAGUUACGUUCCUGUAAAGACAGAUCUGAAAGAGUCAAGUAUGACAGCAAGUCCGUUUCAAGUAGUCGUGAGUUCUGGACACAGUCUUGGAAAGAAGCCGAAGAAGCAAUGAAACUUACACUUGAUGAAAGGAUUGAGAAGUUUGGCCGAAUCUCCGUCAAACUAAAAUCCCGAAGAUUUGACAAAGCUGAAGAAGGACAAACCUUGCAAGUGAUGAGUACUAUCCCGCUAACUGUUGAAGAAGAAGCUGAGUCGCUAGCUAAUUUUCUCAAGGAUGAAAUGGGCGUACGCAUCGAAAUUAGUCCUGAAUUGGAUAGAAAGUGCCUUGAAGAGGAAUUACGAACACUGUGGCCCACACUUGAUAUUCCCACAAAACGGAGAUACCUGCAGGACCAGCUUAGUAUAUUUAAUGACUCUUUACAACGUUUAGAAAAGACUCGUAAGUGUAAAGAAGUCGCAGCUAGUAAAGCCCUUGAAUCUGCCGCAAAGUCUGCAGAAAAUCGAAAUUCUAAAUCUAGCAGAAAAUCCGAAGUGAAAAAACGACAACAACAACAAACAUCAGAACCACAAGAAUUUGAUGUUGAAAUCCACCGGUUAAUUGUUUCACCAGCACAGUAUCGCCUACAACCAGUUUGUCCUGUAUGCGAAGUCUACUCUGUUAUCCCUGGUGAAAUGUCACAGUGUCGUGGUCCAUGCGGUAGAAUUGUACAUAUAAAAUGUAUGAAGUAUAAAAGUCCACCUCCAUCAGACAAUAAUCGUCCUGAAAGAUUUCGCUGCCCACAAUGUCUUAGUGGUGAAUUCUUGUGUUCAAUAUGCGGCAAACCAGAUGAAACGGGAACUAAGAAUGGUGUCGGUCAGCUGUUUGCGUGUCAGGUUGUUAAUUGUGGUAGACAUUUUCAUCGUGAAUGCUUAUCCGGUUGGCCUGGUGCAAUGACAAGACCAGAGUCUUCAUCUACUCGACCAGGAGGUUUUCAAAUUCUUCGUUGUCCUGCUCAUACGUGUAACACGUGUGUUUUGGAGUCGAAUGAAACUAAUCAUCAUAAAACAAAAAGAUCAACUUCUAAUGAAGGACCAUUUUUAGAAUGUGUUCGAUGUCCAGCAGUAUUUCAUACCGGUGAUUUGUGUACACCAGCUGGUUCAGUUGAAGUUUCGCUAUCGCAUAUUGUCUGUCCUAGACACUUUGAUGACUCGCUGCAAUUGUUACCAAAUUUUAAAACACAACAUCCGAAUUGGUGCUUCCAUUGUUUUCGCCCAUCAGGAGAACGUAUUGACUGUUACUACUGUCCAACUACCUAUCACAAAGAUUGUCUACAGCCUUCCUUUGGAACUUUCACUGAUGACAAAUUUGUGUGCCGAUCUUGUCGACAGGGUGUAUUCCCAAGAUAUGCUCAAAUUAUUUGGGCAAAAAUAGCACGUUUUCGUUGGUGGCCGUGUGAAAUAAUCCACGCGCGAAAUGCUCCUAUCAAUAUCUUGAAUAUGUCACAUCCAGAAGGUUCAUUUCCAGUGCAUUUUCUUGCCUCUGAAGAAUACCAAUGGCUCAAUCGUGGUCGUGUAUUUCCUUAUGAAAUUGGCUUACAAACUCCAGCAGCUAAAGAUACGCAUAGUUCAAGUAAAAUUGAAGCAGCUUUUUCACGAUCAUUACAUCGUGCCCCGAAAGCCCAUGCAAUCUAUGUGAAUCAUGUCCUACGCCGUGGUUUACCAUUGAAAUCAAUGCAUGCUGAACAAUUACCCGAGAAUGAAUUACUCCCCUUAGAGGCAUUCAAUAUACGUUCAAAAAUCAAUUUGAAAGGAAAUACAAAAGAAGAAGAUAAUCAAUUAGCAAGUGUCCUAAAGAGUAUUACACUAAUUAAAAGUAAUACUUAUUCUAAUGAAUGUUUAUUAAAACUUGAAGAUAUAAAAACAGUGUAUGAAUCACUUCCUGUAUGCUCGUGUAAAUCUUCUUCUAAACUGGGUGCUGGAGAUGACGAUAAUCAUGAUGAUGGUGAUGAUGAUGAAUUUUAUGACAAUUCAAACAAAGUCUCAUGCUCAACUAGUCAUCAAUGUCAUCAUUUCUUGAACAAAUAUGAAUGCACCUCAAAGAUUUGUUCAUUUCCAGACAGUGUAAAUUGCGGGAAUCGACGAUUUGCCCAACUGAAUUCAAUGUCUACCGAUAGACAUAAGAAUAUAUUUAGUGUUAUGCGUACUGUUAAUCGUGGAUAUGGUUUAAAGUCUUUAAUGUCAUUUAAAAAAGGCGAUUUAGUUACCGAAUAUACCGGUGAAGUCAUUGACGUAUCCGAAGCGAAUCGUCGAAUUUUAGACGCUCUCGGUGGACACAAUGCCUUGUCCAGUAUAACUUCAUCACGUAAAGAUUUUCAUCCAGUCAGUGAAACUUACCUAGCACGGCUUAGUCCACGUAUGGAUUUAAUAUUAGACGCUAAAAAUCAAGGCAGUUUAAGCAGAUUUAUUAAUCAUGCAUGUGAACCAAAUUUAUACGCUGAAUGUUGGAUAGUUGAUGGACAUCCACGACUUGGACUUUUCGCCAAUCGACCUAUUAAAGCUAAUGAAGAGCUGACAAUCAAUUAUAUUACUAAUCAAUUUCUAUCAACUGGUCUAAUGGCUUUCACUAGUCUGUGUUUAUGCGGUGCAGAUACUUGUGUUAGUACACCGCGUUUACCAACUUCAUUUAAGUUGUCUAGUGAAGAAAUAGUCAAUGGUGAUGAUAAUAAUGUCGGUUACAAUACUCCUGCUGCUGCUGCUUCUGCUGUUGUUGUUCCACAAACACCCAUAUCAACGGAUAAAAGAAAAUCUAUCAAAAAAAUUGAUGAGGCGGAUUCUUUUUCACCAACAAAAUAUGAACUGCCAGAAGCAGAACUAACAGCCACUCCAAUUAUAUCAGCAGCUGUCUCACUGUCUACACGUCGUUCACGUUCACACGGUGGUAGUCGUCGUUAUCUAUCUCAAAUAAAACCGGCAGGAAUAGCUGCCUGUGUUGCUGCAACAUCCGUGAAUAGAAAUAAUGCAGAUCAACUAAGUUAUCUUGUUGGUCUUGGUCCACCACUUUCUGAAGAUUUUUGUUACAGAUGUGGAGAUGGUGGCCAGUUAGUAUUAUGCGAUAAAUCCAGUUGUUCUAAAGCCUAUCAUGUCCGAUGUCUUGGUUUAUCAGUACCACCAUUAGGUAUAUGGUAUUGUCCAUGGCAUUAUUGUGAUGUCUGUGGGAAGCCAUCCACUCAUUUAUGCUGGCGUUGUCCUAAUUCUUAUUGUUUAAAACAUGCUGAUGAAAAUUGUAUACAAGUUGACAGUAUAGAUAAAGAACGUUGGAAUUCCGUGAAAGAUAAUUCCUUAGUAUUCAAUGUUCGAUGGAUAUGCUCAGAUCAUACUGGUAUGCAAAUUAAUGGUCCACAGCAUAGACCGGUGUUAAUAUCUGCAACUGCGCAUACUAUUACUACUACUACUACGACUACUUUUUGUAGUAGUAUAAAUGGUGAUAAUAAUGUUGAUGAGAGUAAUAUAAAAGUGAGAACGAAAAAAAGUGAAAUAAUUGAAAACACCGUUACUCCUGUUACUGAUGAAGAUAAUAAUAAGAAUAAUAGUCAACUGCAAGAACAACAUGGUGAUAGAAAUCACGAUGGUGAUGACGACUCUACACCUCCACUAACUUGUCCUAUUAUCAAUAAUCAUAAUAAUAAAAAGGAAGAAGAAGAAGAACAAGGGACGAUGAGGCGGAGGACGGGGAGGGAGACGAUGACGACGAAGAAAUGA